CGCGCGCUACACCACUUUCAAUGUAGUUAUUUAUGUUUCUGUGUAAAUUAAGUGAUUCGAUUCUGCUGGUUAUUUCCAAAUGAUGUGUUGGGUUAACUUAUACACAAUUGAGCAGAUAUAGUGAGGCGUUUCUGUUAAAAUAAACUAAACUAAACUAACGGAGGUUGCCUCAGAAUCUCCGACCUCGAGUUAAAGCAAGGCUUUAAGUACUAAUGACAGCUGUUUUUGGCGGCUAAGCUAAGCUAAGCUAGGCUAGCUAACUGAAAAUAGAAUAAAAGAUACCCACAAUGCUUUGCGCCUAACCGUAGUCUACAGCUGCUGCAAGGCUCAAGCGGUUCUACUGCUAAAACAAAGCUCAAACCUGACUGUUUAAACAUGACUUUAAAUGUAAGUUGUUGAACUUUUUUUGCAUUACUCUUACUAUAGUUCAUCCAACAUUAAUGCUCUGCUUUGUAAGUGGUUAUUUAAACCUUGCAAAGUAGUUUAGCUAAGAAGCUUGCUAAACUUAUCUAGCUAACGUUAGUUAAUCAAAGCUUGUAUAUUACAUCUCGUGAGUUAAGUAGUUAUUAGUUUCUUACAUAAUUUAACAAUUUAGUACCAAUUCAUAUCAUAUCAGUGUUCUUCUUGUUGGUGUCUGAGUAACUUUCUUUUUGUUUUCGUCUGCGCCUAUGACUGUAUUCACACUGCAGAGCUCUUCUUGAGGGACAAGGAUUUAUGAUCAUCAUCAUCAUGGUUUCAUAUGCAAAACUCAAGGUUGCUCUGAUCUUGUUCUCAUGAGGAUGUCUUCAGAAAACUUCUAGCAAUCAAAUGGAUGCAUUUUUGGGAACUCUUCGGGAUCAUGAUGUCAGGUAUCUAACAGAUAUCUCUGUCCUGACAUCCUGUGAGCCUGAACUCCAGGAGCUCAUGAGGCAGAUUGACAUCAUGGUGAAUCACAAGCGCAGUGAGUGGGAGGCAGAGAUACGAGCCUUGGAGCUGCGACUGAAUAAUGGUCAGGAAGAGCUCCAGUCAGCCAAAGAUCUGCUGGACAAGAGAAACUUGGAGAUGCUCAGAGUGAGAGAGGCUGUUGUCUCGUUGCUGCAGCUGCAAGACUCUGGCUUCCAGCAGUUAAGUCUGGUAGUGGAGAAGGGGUUAAUGCAGGUCCGAGUGCUUGGGAAGCAGCUCGAUGAGAUGCAGGCUGGGAAACAGGAACUGGUCACAAAGUAUGAAGGGCAGCUGCAGCAUGUGAAAGAGGAGUUGUCCAAGUUGAAGCGCAGCUAUGAGAAACUUCAGCGCAAGCAGCUAAAGGAGGCGCGAGAAGGAGCUCGAAGCCGAGAGGAGGACAAGAGUGAAGUUUUGCACCUGAACAGCAAGCUGGAGGAGUUCCGUCAACGCUCCGUGGAGUGGGAGCAGCAGCGGUUGCAGUAUCAGAGGCAGAUUGCUUCAUUAGAGGCCCAGAGGAAGACCCUGGCAGAGCAGUUCACUCAAAUGCAGUGUCAGGGCACGGCGCGGCUGCAGGAGCAGGGGGAGAUGCAGCGGUUGCGGGCACAGCUGCAGCGGGCGCAAGACUCCCUACAUGCACAAGAGCUGGAGCUGGAGAGAUUACGGCUGCUGCAGGAUGAACUGGGAGACUCUCGCAGAGAACAGCAGGUCAGCUGCGGUGCUGCAGCUCACGCUUCAUGCCAGGUUCUGAAUGAGGAGCGGGAGGAGCUGAGAGCUACACUAGAUGCUCAGGAUCAAUUUGUGAGGAGCUCAGAGCUGCAGCAACAGCAGCUGCGCAAUGAGGUGGCUCACCUUAACCAGACACUGCAGGCCAAGGAACAUGUCAUCAGAUCUCUGGAGGAGUGUCUGGCCUGCCGGGGUUCUCCAGGCCUGGCGUCUAUCAGACAGGAACUGGAGAAAGUCAUCACCAAACUUCACUGUUCUCAAACCUGUGAGGCACACCUGAAAGCCGAGGUCACCCAACUCAGAGAAAAGCUUGAAAGCAUGCGGAGGCAGAGAGCAGAAGCAAGUAAAAGAGAGCAGGAAUGGAGAAAGCUGGAGGAGGAGCAUGCUCACUCUGUGACUGAAGUCAAGCGGUUACGUGAGGAGCUCCAGCAGGCUGAGCAGACACGUUGUGCCGAGGUAGAGGCGAUGAGGAAAGAGGUGUCUCAGCUCACGAGUGAACUCCACCAGCGUGACAUCACCAUUGCUACACUUACAGGCUCCGCCUCCAGUGUAGAGCGCCAGUUGCGGGCCGAGGUGGAGCGGGCAGAGCGGCGAGCAGCAGAACUCAAGAUGACGCAAGUACAGCUAGAAACUCUAAAGCUGGAGAAUCAGCACCUGAAUGACCUGCUGGAGAGAGUUGAGUCACGGUCCCCAAAGAGGACAGAUGGGGAGCUGGCGAGUCUGAGGGACAGCUACGUAUCCUCUCUGAACAGUCUGGAGCAAGAGAAUCAGCAGCUUAGGCAGGAUCUGGCAGAGGUUCGUGCCCGUAUGGACGCCAGCAACCAGACCUGGCAGGACAAGUACGAGAGAGCACUGCUGCAGGGCCACAGCAAGAAUGCGAACACCCAUGACAGGUGUGAGGAGGAACUGAAGGCCAUGAAGAGCCGCUUGCAGGAGAACUCCUCGCACUAUGAGCUUCAGAUCCAGACACUUCUCAAGCAACUGGAGGACCUGUCAUUCUCCUCCUCCCCCCACCGACCCGAUGGCCAAUCACAGGAGAGCAGACCUGCCGUCUCACCAACACCCUCCGCUUCCUCUUCCAGAUCCUCAUCUUCCUCAGCCAGUAAAACCCGAAAGAUAGUAGCUCUGCUGAGCGCUGCAACUGAAGAGGAAAGAACACAGGGCUCGGGUUCUGCUGGAGUCCCACUGCCUUUGGAGCAUUGUGCAGGUUCUCCAGUAGGCUCUGUGACUUCUCGUUUUGUGGAAGAAGAGACACAGCGUUCUCAGGAGCUGCUGCAGCGACUGGACUUCCACAUCCAUAGCAUGAGGCAGGAGAAUGCCAAGACUGUCCGCAAGUACCUAGCCAAAGACGGCAGCCCCCGCAACCCACACUGACUCUCACUCUCUCUCUCUCUCUUACACACACACACACACACACACACACACACACACACACACACACACACACAGACACAGAGAAAGUGCCUUUUAAGAUUCAGCAUAGGAAUGUUUUUUUGUGUUCAGUGGCAUGGAGGUGAAAAUCAUUGUCAGUAAAUAUAAUUAUUGCCAAAAAAGAAAAAAAUUGCCAAACUGAUUGGAACCGCAUUUUGACUGCUGGAUGUUUGGUAACUUGUCCAGUCACACACAGCACUGAAGCUUUCAAUACCUCUGUAGCUAUUGCACUAGUGAAUGACCUGGACGUGGACCUCCAUCGUGACCUUUAACCCCUGACCACUCAUUUCCAAGAUUUCGUGUCCUGACUAUAGUCUGUCCUUUUAUUAUUUAGCACUUUAGAAUGAUGUUUUUCCAUGCCUUUCUUUGUUCACUUUUUAGCAUUCUCUCUCUCUCUCCCUCUCCCUGUUUGAUACAGUCUAUAUUUAUGUGAAACAUGUUUUUGAAUUUUCUGAUUUGGUGAAGAGCCUGAUGGAGCGACUGAAUUAAAUGAGCUUGUUUUGACAGUGUGUUUAUAGGAGUGGAUGUGUUUAUGUGGAUGAUUCAUCCUCCAUGUCACUGUGUGCUUUUGGGAGAAACGUGGUCUGCACAUAAACUCUUACAUGUGUACUCAGGGGCCGCAUCUUUGGGCAGUGCUGUAAAGCAGAGACGUCCAGGUGAUGUCAAAUACACACGCUCACACAUGCUGUUGUCUCAAUCAUUCUGAGCAGCACAGGGUAUCAAACAAAGAGCAAAAACAACAAUUUGAAAUAAUUGUAACUGUUGUUCUUUGUGUAGCAUGUGGGUUACUAGUGGUCCAGCAUCAAUGGAGAAAAAUUUAAAAGUGGCAAAAUAAAAGCUUUUAUUUAUAGAA
Pangasianodon hypophthalmus (striped catfish) is the source of this 3928-nucleotide messenger RNA. RefSeq names its product centrosomal protein 63 (gene cep63). The transcript has 15 exons. The record is from RefSeq and is a predicted model, not a curated record. NCBI's taxonomy places the organism in Eukaryota, Metazoa, Chordata, Actinopteri, Siluriformes, Pangasiidae. Gene Ontology annotation, biological process: de novo centriole assembly involved in multi-ciliated epithelial cell differentiation; centriole replication. The coding region runs from base 808 to 3018 and encodes 736 amino acids. Gene Ontology annotation, cellular component: centriole.